UUGGGUCACGCCGCUAAAAAAUGUCCUGUCAAUCAAGCGAGAGGCACCACCCAGUCGAGCCGGUUCCAGCAAGUCUAGUUGGAUUUUCGCUGCCGUCCAUCCUUUUGCUUUUGUGAUUAAUUUCUGGACAACUUGUGAAGUCACUGCAUGGAACAACGUCACUGAGCAGUUUGCUGCACCAAUACAGCAACAGUCCUUAACUGACACAUAUCCCGGAAUCCUUACUCUGUCCAUCUUUAAAGCAAACUAUGGAAGACAGAUCAGAUCAGGUUCAGAAGGCCAAGUUGGCAGAACAGGCUGAGCGCUAUGAUGACAUGGCCAAAUGUAUGAAGCUGGUCACAGAGACUUUAGAAGAUGAGCUGGCAAACGAGGAGAGGAACCUGCUGUCUGUUGCCUACAAAAAUGUGGUCGGAGCGAGGCGGUCUGCCUGGAGGGUGAUCAGCAGCAUCGCACAGAAGACCGAACCAUGUGAUGAGAAGCUGUCAAUGGUUAACGCAUACCGGGAGCAGGUGGAGAAUGAGCUGAAGGACAUCUGCGAAGAAGUCUUGCAUCUGCUGAAUACACAUUUAAUCCCAAAAUGUAAAAGUUGUGAGAGCAAAGUCUUCUACCUAAAGAUGAAGGGAGACUACUAUAGAUACCUUGCUGAAGUCGCUUCUGGAGACAGUAAGAAAGAAACCACUUCAAAAUCACUGGAGUCCUACACGAGUGCAUAUGACUUGUGCCAAGAAGAAAUGGAGUCCACACAUCCCAUUCGCUUGGGCUUGGCCCUGAACUUCUCUGUCUUCUACUAUGAGAUUGUUAACUCUCCAGAAAAAGCCUGCUCCUUGGCUAAGAAGGCAUUUGAAGACGCCAUUGCAGAGCUUGAGAAGUUAAAUGAGGAAUCCUACAAAGACAGCACCCUCAUCAUGCAGCUCCUCAGAGACAACCUGACAUUGUGGACAUCGGACAACCCAGCUGAAGAGGGCGAAGGUGGAGACGCAGGCGAAAAUGUUGACAAUGAAAAUGAAAAGUAAAAUCCCA
Messenger RNA from Thalassophryne amazonica, 1020 nucleotides. Its product is annotated as 14-3-3 protein zeta-like. Gene Ontology annotation, biological process: signal transduction. Gene Ontology annotation, cellular component: cytoplasm. Bases 249 to 1013 code for a protein of 254 amino acids. The transcript is spliced from 6 exons. NCBI's taxonomy places the organism in Eukaryota, Metazoa, Chordata, Actinopteri, Batrachoidiformes, Batrachoididae. The record is from RefSeq and is a predicted model, not a curated record.